AUGGUGGCGCGCGGUGUUGUUCUGAAGAUCACAUUCGACGAGUGGAGCCACUGUGGAGGGAAGUGACGAGACACUUUGGUGGAUGUCCAGGGUAGAAUUGCAACCGCCGCAUUCAUGAGUCAUAAGUGUUGGUGGCCCAUUGCGUUUGUGUCUGCGGUAGGUGUGUUUCCAAUGCUGAGCUGGCUCUUUGCACGCUCCUCUGCUCGCCAUAUAACACAAUUGGAAGUCCCAAGUAAGGCCUACAAGCCCCAUUCUGGUACCUUCCCAAGUCCGUAUUAUUGUGCGUUGUCGUGUCUCCCUGGCAGCACCACCUUGGAUCUCCUGCUUUCUCGUUCCUUCUGCAACCGAUUGGACAACUCCUGCAGAGCCAUCCAGUAAGGUGAUAAUAUGUAAUCAUCAAGAUUACACCGUCCACCCCCCACACUCCGUGUCUCUUCUUGAUACGCAGUGCGAGAGCGGUCCCCCGUCCCUCAUGCUCCCUCACCUUCCUUCUAAACCUCCUCGAUAAGGCAUUGGGCGGUCUCAGCAACACUCUGGCUAUUCGGCUGCAGGUAGCACCAUUGUCUCGCUGUACAUGUAUGGCUGGCUGUGUGUGUGGACUGUAUGUGUCUCGUUUUGUUAUCUAUAUGAUUCUCAGAGUUCGCCCGAUGACGCGUUUCUGCCGUUUUCGUCGCUGCUCGAUACAGCCACCCAGUUCUGCGACCCUCUAGCUUCAUCAGCAGGGCACCACAGACUAUGGCACUGGGUCAUGAGGAGGUGAGACACGCGGAUAGAGGGCGAGGCCAAGCCCAUAUUUGGCAUAUUGUACGUCUUUCUGGCUCAGGUAUGGGUCGGGUCGGCAUUCCUUUGUGCUUUGGCUCGCUUGGACGGCCGGUAGUGUCGUCAUUACAUUCGCUGCUGUCGCCCUCAUUGCUUACGGUUACGGAGACACGAAGUGCCAAGCGCUCAAGACACAUAUACACUCCCGCGUCCCUCUCUUCCACCCCCGUAUCAGGUUUGGCCCUUUUGAAAACCCACAAGAGUUUGCUCUCACUCAAGUGCCUGCCACCUUUCCUCGCGCCGGCGGCCCGAGCUGCUUGCAACCACAACGUUCCUGAUGCCUCCCAGGCUGAAUCAGCUUGUGAAGAGGCCCCCCAAGAAGGCAAGCCCAUAUACAUCCAAGGAGACCUGCUAUCUAGCAGCAGCCCUACACGCUGCUCGCCGAGGGCCGAUGAGGCGACGGACUCCCACUCUGUGAGUGCCCACUCCCACCGAUCAGUGGCGGACCGGACAGCAGCGGUGGCGGCGCGCACAGGGGCCCUGACGGGGAAUAUUGACGAUAGGGCGUCGGAGAGGGAGUGUGUGGCUAUUGAGAGGGGCGCUGAGGACGUGUGCAGAUUGUGA
This is a messenger RNA of Vitrella brassicaformis, 1383 nucleotides long. The record is from the annotation of a GenBank genome assembly. Lineage: Eukaryota; Vitrellaceae.